Molecule: messenger RNA, 952 nt
Organism: Caenorhabditis auriculariae
Lineage: Eukaryota; Metazoa; Nematoda; Chromadorea; Rhabditida; Rhabditidae
Source: the annotation of a GenBank genome assembly
AUGUCUGCGAAUAGUGAAGAAUCAGGCGGGGUUGCUGACAAAGCCCUACAGCUCGUUUUAGAAAUGAAGCGCAAUCCCGACAUAAUGCCUCCUUACAACGUAUGUCGAAACAUAUGACACAAAAAGAUAGUAAAUGUUGCAGUCAGAUCUUGUUCGUCAAUGCCUGAAUAAGAUUGACGAGCUCUACCGGCUGAACGCGCAAGAACUGUAGGUAAAUUGAGAUUUUUGAAGUUUUCCAAGCCAUUUCAUCAUUCUUUUAAAAAGUGCAAAGAAAUUUUUCUAGAAUCGACAUCCGCGCAGGUCGACAAGAGGACCAUUCACUGCUACAAGCGAGAAUCGUUGCUAUGUAUCACAUUCGAGUUAGUAAAAUCAUAAAACUUUCAAGAAUUGGAUUUCAGCGUUGUUUAUGCGCUUACAUAGGCUCAAGGAAAGAUCGAAUCAAAUCCUAUCGCUGGAAGUUUGGAGGGGUUCUUCCUCUCGCUAUCAAGGUAUCAUCGAGUGAAUUGUGUUGAAUUUUUUUUUUCCAUUUUCAGAACGCCCUGUGUGACGCCGAAAUUGAAUUUUUCAACGAAUACUCGAGCACUUUGGCUAAUUUUCAAGUGAGAAUUAAUUUUUUUUUUUCGUUGUUCUUCACGAAUUCAAACUUAAGGCGAAUCUAGGAGAGAGUGGUGUGAACCUAUUGCUUCAUACUGAACCACCGAAAAAGCCUAUUUAUUCAGGUAAAUUUUUCAGAAUGUUUUAAAAAAAUUAUAAUUUUCCAGGUUCGAGCAUUGGAAAAAUUAUGGCGAAUUUGAAACUUCCGAUGGGACGCUGGUUGUUUUGAUGAAAGAUUCAUUGGUAAAGAAAUUCGUUGAUUAAAAAUCAAUUAUUUUUAUUUUUUCAGCACUCUUUGCCACGUCAAGACUGUGAAAUGUUGAUUCGGCAGGGUGUUUUGGAAGUCGCAAACAGUUGA